Molecule: messenger RNA, 1872 nt
Organism: Penicillium soppii
Lineage: Eukaryota; Fungi; Ascomycota; Eurotiomycetes; Eurotiales; Aspergillaceae
Product: PPN1 endopolyphosphatase family protein
Exons: 3
Coding region: 1-1872 (623 amino acids)
Biological process (GO): sphingomyelin catabolic process
Molecular function (GO): sphingomyelin phosphodiesterase activity
Source: RefSeq, a predicted model, not a curated record
AUGAGACUGGACAUUCUGUUCGUCGCUUGUGGGCUCCUGGUAUCUUUGCCGGAUGUUCAAGCUCAAGCCACCCUUGAGAGCGCCAUUUCCUCUAUCUGGGAGGACUUUAAAAAUGCCGUAGAUUGCGGAAGUUGCCAGGUGGAACCCCCAUCACAAGCUCUUCUCGGUGGUCUGAAAUUUGUCUCAGGAUUUGGGGAGAACUUUAUGAUCGAUGUCUUGACUGGGUUGUGCGAUAUCAGCAAGGUACUGGCUGAAGAUUCCGAUGUCUGUGAAGGGAUCAUCAAGAAGGAGGGACCUGCACUUCAUGAUGCUUUUCAAGCUUUGAAGAUUGGGUCUCACUCCACCAAGACGAUGUGCGCCAACCUGAUUGGCCUUUGCCAGUAUCCUGCAGUCCGGCCCCAUACUCUUUCGUUUCCGUCGCCCAAACCAAAAGAUAUCAUUCUGCCGUCUAGCGGCAAAUCACCGAUCAAGGUUGUCCAUUUCAGCGAUACACAUGUGGAUCUUUCGUACAAAACCGGCUCGAGCUAUGAAUGUUCCAAGCCUAUCUGUUGCAGAGUUUUUGAAGACAAGGACGCCCCGGGGAUCACAAAGACCCCUUGUGGACCAUUUGGAAACCCUAAAUGUGACCCGCCUCAGGCGCUCCAAGAGAGCAUGCACGCUGCUAUUGCAGAGAUUAACCCAGAGUUCUCCAUAUACACAGGUGACGUGGUAUCUCACGAUGUCUGGUUAGUGGAUCAGGCCGAGGCUCUGGAAAGUUUCAAUUCUACAUAUGGUCAAAUGGAAAAGUCGCUUGGUAUGGUUUACGCCGCCAUAGGCAAUCAUGACAGCGCACCUCUCAAUCUAUUCCCACCAAACACUAUCCAAGACGGAAACAACCAAUGGGCAUACAAUGCUCUCGCCGAAGACUGGGUCGCACUAACCGGAAUCUCAUCCGUACAAUCUGCCGACGAGUACGGCUCGUAUUCUGCUAUCCACCCAAACAGCAACUUACGCAUCAUCUCCUACAACAGUAUCUUCUACUACAAGUUCAACUUCUACAUGUACCAAGAACCAAUGGAAACAGACCCAAAUGGCCAAUUACAAUGGCUCAUCAAAGAACUCCAAGCAGCAGAAGAUGCAGGCCAACGCGCAUGGCUAAUCUCACACAUCCCAUCCGGAGUCGCAGAUCACUUCCACGACUACUCACAAUACUUCGACCAAAUCGUACAGCGAUAUGAAGCCACCAUCGCAGGAAUGUUCUACGGCCAUACACACAUGGAUGAGUUUCAAAUCGCAUACUCGAACUACAAUAAUCGCAACUGGGAAACUGCUACUGCGAUGGGAUAUAUCGCUCCAGCAAUGACGCCCACAGAAGGCCCGCCGUCUUUCCGUGUUUACGAGAUCGAUCCUGAUACUUUCGGUGUCCUCGAUUACACACAGUAUAUCGCCAAUAUCAGUGAUCCGACGUAUCAGACAAAGCCAAAAUGGAUCCCGUACUACUCCGCCAAAGCGGAUUACGGAUCGAAGCUUUCUCCUCCGGUUACAGACCCCAAGGCCGAGCUCACGCCGGCUUUCUGGCACAAUGUCACUGUUACUAUGGAACACGACCAAUCUGUUUUCCAAGAUUUCUGGGCGAGACGUGUGCGUGGCUAUAAUGUUACCGGAUGCACUGGUGAUUGCAUGACAGCAGAAAUUUGCACCCUUCGCGCUGCGGAUGCGCAGUAUAAUUGUGUUAAGCCGAAGCCUGGACUCAACUUUUCUAAGCGUGAUGGAGAGACUGUUGCUUUGCCGGAAGAGGAGUCGCAAUCUCAUUGCGAUCAUGCCGGAUUGGCUUCUCUUUUGGGCAAGAUCGCUUAUCGGGCUAGAGUUGCGAAAAAAUUGGAAGACGCUUGA